GCGGAGAAAGAUUAGAUGGCUGAAGAAAGAGAAGAAGAAGAAGAAGAAGAAGAAGAAGAAGAAAAAGAAGAAGAAGGAGGAGAGGAGAAAAGGAACCGUUUGAGCGGUAAGCGAGCAGAUUCAAGGGAAAAAGAAGAAGGAAGAAAAAGGAAAGGAUUCCUUUUCUUCGCUAAAGGACGAACGGUUACGGAAGAAGCGUGGAACGAGCAGAUAUCGACGAUGUACGUGACAGAAAAUGUUUUCAUAUCAUACGCUUCCUUGACGGAAGGGACAAUAGUUUCACAUGGUUAUUCUGGCGUCUUAGUCGCAGAACAUUGGGUACUCGCACACGGUUCCAUGCUGGCUCCAGUUUUAUCUCGAUCCCGAGAUUUCCUUCGUUUCUUUACAGUUUUAAAUUCCGGAGAUUUAGCCAUGGCUCAAGCAUCGGAACAGCUGUUCGAUGAUUUAACGUUUCAGAUACACCAUCGUAACCAUUCGUUAAAGAAAUCAGGAAAGUUAGUAGCUGUUUGGAAAUGUCCUCUUUUGGAGGAAACGCUAGAGAAUUCUUUGAAAAAUUUUACCUUCGAGAAACAACACGAUUUUGAUCGUCUUUUAUUGCCUGUCUUCUUGAUGAUCAAAUGCGAAUCGUUCGAAUCAAGCGACGAAACAAUAGGUCGAGAAAAAGACUGGACAUUCGUAGAAAGUAAGCAGCUGGGCGGAGAAUCAGAAGUAACGGAUAAAGCGAAAGUUAAACAAGUUUUACUUCAACUUGCGAAACAAGCUGCUGUCGGCAAAAUUACAAAAGGAGCUAUCAUUGAAUUAGUCUCGACGCCGUUUGGAAAUGCAUUUUUUAUCGACUCCGUGAGUCGCGGAAUUAUUGGAAACUUACUUGGAACCAACCAGUGUCUCAUUGUAAUCGAUGUGACUAGUUUCCCUGGAUGCGAAGGUAGUCCUGUAUUUUUAAUCAACGAUUGUGGUCGAGGAAAUAUUUGCGGCAUGGUAAUUGCGUCAUUAAGCCGGUACCGCGGAGAAUGGGUAAAUUGUACUUUCGCUGUGAACCUGUUAUCAUUGUUGAAACGAAUUCUCCAAAGUCGUGUCUUGAAAGAUGAUUCUCGAUGUUUGUCCUGCGAGAUUUUACCUUUCACAUGGCCGAGUCUACCCGAAAUUGACACCCUUGAAAAAAGUAUCGCGAUCGUAAAGUGUGGACCGAAUUGGGGCACCGCUACUUUAGUAGACGAACAAAGCGGAACAUUCAUAACGUGCGCACAUGUUGUUACAAUGGCACCAGAAAGAAAAAUUAAACUUGCAACCUGCAUUAUAGAUACAGAUAAGUUCGAAUGGUUUGCAGAAGCAAAUUUGAUAUAUAAAACACCGACAGAACGACCUUAUGAUAUUGCUGUAUUGAAGAUCGAUCUAAAGUUCAAAGAACCUUCGAUGAAGGCUAUCGAACUUGCUGAUACAGAUGCACAGAAGGGGGAAGAAAUACUUUCUAUAGGAUUUCCAAUCUCCUUGAAAGGACGGCCUACCAUCAGCAGCGGAAUAGUAUCAAAAACCUGGCGACACAUGUUUCAAACCAAUUGUUGCGUGCACGGUGGCGUUAGCGGUGGACCCAUUGUUCGACGCGCCAAUUUUAAAAUGUUAGGGAUAGUGGUUUGCAACGUUGCUUUAUCGAACGAUUCUGUUUUAUAUCCACGAUUGUGCAUGGCAAUACCGACUACUGUUUUUAAGAAACCACUGGAUGAUUAUCUACGAACUGCUGAUCCUAAAGCGUUAGAAGGAUUGACCCAAUAUGAUAAGAGCGUUGCAAGCACUUGGAAUUUUGCUCCUUUUCUUCCCUCAAAUAUGUAAUAUAUAAACUGUGUUAAACAAAGUAAAUAUAAUAUAUCGAAGAAGAGAAGGCCUUUAUUCGUUCGAUGAUCAAUUUCAACAGACUAAAAUCAACUUGAUGCAAUUUUAUAAUGUGCCACUUAAGGAAAUUUAAACUUUUCGGUAUAGCGUAUAUAUCGUUAUGCGGGAUCUAUUUCUCUAGAUAAAAACACCAACUAGAUAUAAGUAGAAUACUUUAUCGGAAUAAAUUUAACGUAUAUUUUGUAUAUUUUCAUGAUAUACUUUCAUGCUAAAUGUUAAAUGGAACAUUAAGCAUUUAAUUUCUAUAAAUUCCAUUCGUUAAUUUACGUAGAACAAUUGUAGUAUUUUAUUUUGUUUAUAUCACAAGAUACGAAAAAUAAAAGAACAUGUUACAAGAUAA
Molecule: messenger RNA, 2227 nt
Organism: Bombus terrestris (buff-tailed bumblebee)
Lineage: Eukaryota; Metazoa; Arthropoda; Insecta; Hymenoptera; Apidae
Product: peroxisomal leader peptide-processing protease
Exons: 7
Coding region: 16-1827 (603 amino acids)
Biological process (GO): regulation of fatty acid beta-oxidation; protein processing
Cellular component (GO): peroxisome
Molecular function (GO): serine-type endopeptidase activity
Source: RefSeq, a predicted model, not a curated record